This is a messenger RNA of Oncorhynchus gorbuscha (pink salmon), 910 nucleotides long. RefSeq names its product diphosphoinositol polyphosphate phosphohydrolase 1-like. The coding region runs from base 35 to 574 and encodes 179 amino acids. Gene Ontology annotation, molecular function: bis(5'-adenosyl)-hexaphosphatase activity; endopolyphosphatase activity; diphosphoinositol-polyphosphate diphosphatase activity. NCBI's taxonomy places the organism in Eukaryota, Metazoa, Chordata, Actinopteri, Salmoniformes, Salmonidae. Gene Ontology annotation, cellular component: cytoplasm; nucleus. Gene Ontology annotation, biological process: diphosphoinositol polyphosphate metabolic process; diadenosine hexaphosphate catabolic process; diadenosine pentaphosphate catabolic process. The record is from RefSeq and is a predicted model, not a curated record. The transcript has a single exon.
UUUUGUUCACUUUUUUCUUUUUUGAGAUCCCGAAAUGAUGAAGAUCAAAUCGAAUCAAACGCGGACAUAUGACGGGGAUGGCUACAAGAAGCGUGCCGCCUGUCUGUGCUUCAGAAACGAGAGUGAGGAGGAGGUGUUGUUGGUGAGUAGUAUCCGGCAUCCAGGCAAGUGGAUCGUCCCUGGUGGCGGGAUGGAGCCGGAGGAAGAGCCCAACGUUGCUGCUGUUCGAGAGGUGUGUGAAGAGGCUGGUGUCAAGGGGACAUUGGGGCGUCUACUAGGAAUUUUCGAGAACACAGACAGGAAGCACAGAACAUAUGUCUAUGUCCUCAUCGUUACAGAGAUGUUGGAAGACUGGGAGGACUCUGUGAAUAUUGGGAGAAAAAGGGAAUGGUUUAAUAUUGAGGAUGCCAGAAGAGUGUUGCAGUGCCACAAGCCUGUGCAGGCCUCGUACUUUGAGGCCCUACAACAGGGCAGCCUGAGCAGCAACGGGACACCCCUGGUGACCACGAUAGGGGGAGAAGAGCACUCCCCUACCUACAAUAUCAACCAGAGCUCCAGAUCGAGUAUAAGAUAACUAAAACACAGAAACUCCUGGAGACUUCUCCACAUCUUUUACCUGCUUCUUUUUCUUACUUAAUCCUGCUCCUACUACUUUUUUUUCUUUUUUAUAUCUUCAAAAUAUCAACAGAAAUGUUUGCCUUGCCGGCCUUCUUGUGCCAGAGUGGAGGUACAGACUUGACAAGUGUUGGGCGAAGAAGAUAUAACACUUUGUAAUUCGAAUGUUUUUUGUUGUUGUUGCUUUUUACUAGUGAUUGCAUGAGAUAUUCCCAAACUCUUGUCCUCCUUUACCUCGGUUCCUCUCUCAUAAAUCUGAGGUUUGAUGAAUGAAACUUUCUGCUUUGGCGACGUA